Vigna angularis (adzuki bean) is the source of this 1673-nucleotide messenger RNA. Its product is annotated as linamarin synthase 1. Lineage: Eukaryota; Viridiplantae; Streptophyta; Magnoliopsida; Fabales; Fabaceae. The transcript is spliced from 2 exons. Bases 81 to 1526 code for a protein of 481 amino acids. Gene Ontology annotation, molecular function: UDP-glycosyltransferase activity. The record is from RefSeq and is a predicted model, not a curated record.
UUUAUAUAAGAGUGAAUGAUGAAAGCUAAACAAGACUUCACUGCCUAACCACAGUUUUCUAUACCUCACACUCAACAAAAAUGGAGUCCUUUCAUAGCUCAAAGCCUCACAUCGUAUGCGUACCGUACCCAGCGCAGGGCCAUGUAAAUCCCCUCAUGAAAUUCGCGAAACUCCUUCAUUGCAAGGGUUUCCACGUAACCUUUGUGAACACUGAGUUCAACCACAAUCGUUUUGUGAGAUCCCAUGGAGCAGACUUUGUUAAGGGCCUCCAAGAUUUCGUAUUUGAGACCAUACCAGAUGGAUUGCCUCCUUCUGAUAAGGAUGCAACUCAGGACAUUCCAUUGCUCUGUGAUUCAACCAGAAAAAACUGUUAUAGCCCUUUCAAAGAGUUGGUGUUGAAGCUUAACUCUUCUGGUGAUGUGCCUUCAAUCACUUGCAUAGUUGCUGAUGGGGUUAUGGGCUUUGCUGCAACGGUUGCAAAGGAUCUGGGCAUACCAGAAGUUCAACUUUGGACAGCCUCAGCAUGCGGUUUUGUGGGAUAUUUGCAAUAUGAUGAUCUGGUUGACAGAGGCAUCGUUCCAUUCAAAGAUGAAAAUUUUGAGAUUGAUGGGAGCUUGAAUCAAAGUUUAGAUUGGAUCUCUGGAAUGAAAAACAUUAGACUGAAGGACAUUCCAUCUUUUAUUCGAGUCACAACUUUGGAUGAUAUUAUGUUUGAUUUCUUGGGUUCUGAGGCAAAAAAUUGCUGGAGAUCUUCUUCAAUCAUUAUAAACACAUUCGAAGACUUAGAUGGAGAAGCCCUCGAUGCCCUUAGGGCAAAGAACCCAAACAUAUAUACCAUUGGUCCACUUGACUUGCUUGGUAGGCAUUUUCCUGAGAAAGACAAGGGUUUCAUGUCAGGUGGAUCAAGCUUAUGGAAGAAUGACUCAAACUGCUUAACUUGGUUAGACCAAUGGGAACCCAACUCAGUGGUAUAUGUUAAUUAUGGAAGUAUUACAGUAAUGACCAAUCAUCACUUGAAAGAAUUUGCUUGGGGAUUAGCAAAUAGCAACCUACCUUUCUUAUGGAUCAAAAGAGCAGAUGUAGUACUGGAUGAAUCUGCAGCUUUGCCACAAGAAUUCUUUGAUGAGAUCAAGGAUAGGGGAUAUAUAACAAGUUGGUGCAUGCAAGAGGAAGUGCUUUCUCAUCCAUCUGUUGGGGUUUUUCUAACCCAUUCUGGAUGGAAUUCUACCCUUGAAAGCAUUUCUGCUGGUGUGCCUAUGAUCUGUUGGCCUUUCUUUGCUGAGCAACAAACAAAUUCUAGGUACGUGAGCGCAAAUUGGGGAAUAGGAAUGGAUGUUAAUCACGAUGUGAAGAGAGAAGAGAUAACCAAGCUUGUGACAGAAAUGAUGAAAGGAGAAAAAGGAAUGCAAAUGAGACGGAAAUCCUUAGAAUGGAAGAAGAAAGCAGUGAGAGCUACUGAUGUUGGAGGAUCAUCAUACAACAACUUCUACAAAUUAACGAAGGAAGUUUUUCACCAUGCUAUUUAAGUCCUCUUUUUAUGAUCAAGUGUAGUAGGAUAACGGUCUUUUUCUUCAAUUAAGACUAUGUAUGAACUUGUAAUGGAGAAGAUGGAUAAGUGAACUAGUUAAAUUUUAUUUUAUUGCAAGGUAUGUGAUGACAUUAGUUUACUUAAA